Molecule: messenger RNA, 231 nt
Organism: Paramecium tetraurelia
Lineage: Eukaryota; Ciliophora; Oligohymenophorea; Peniculida; Parameciidae
Exons: 1
Source: RefSeq, a predicted model, not a curated record
AUGUCUAAAAAAAUGAGACUAAAUCAAAUCUGUAGUCUUACUGGCGAUUAACUUAACCAUCUACUCUCUUCGCCUGCAGAAGAAAAAACUAGAAAAACCUUGAAAAAAGUCACUUUCGAUAAUUAUGCACUUUAUCUAUAAUUUCGAGCCUCUGACUGUCCAAAUCAAGUUAAUUCAACUCUCCAAUAACAUCAUUUCAAAAGAUCAAAUUCGGCCAAUACAUAAUUCUGA